AUGACAAUAACUCAUGGAUCAUUGUCAGCUUGUGACAUUUCAAAACUAAGACAAUGUUGUGUGGUUGUUCGUGUCAAGGGUAAUGAUAUAUCGACUGCCUCUAACUAUGGAUCAAGUAGCAGUAGUUCCGCUCUGAAAUCAAAUAAAUCAUCAUCAUCACAAGUUCCUACUUUCUCACAUUCAAGUGAAGGUAAAAUUACAUUUAGUUGUAGUGGAUUCAUUAUUAAUAGAGAACAAGGUAUCAUAUUGACAUCGUCUUCUAUAUUCAUGCCAUUUCUGAGUAGGAGAAAUGAACAGGCACACUAUGAGAUACAUAGAGAUACAGAGAUAGAUAUUAUGUGUAAUAACAACAGACAAAUAAAAGAAGAGGAUAUCAAAUCAAGUAAUAGCGGUGGUAGUGGUGGUAGUGGUAGUGGUCAGUCAAUUUAUAACAAGUCAUCCGAUGAGAGAAUCUAUGAUCCUCUGAAAGAUUGGAUUCAAUGUAGAUUUCACCAGUUGAUCGAAGUCGAUCAAUCGAUCAUGGAUAUAGUGGAUUUGCUGAAAUCCUACUUUGUGAUUGGCUCGAGUAAGUCACUGUCGCUCGUCUUGCUCAAGGCGUCGUCACCGCUCACCGUCGAUCCGGCAAUCGAUCAAGUUCGUUUUGCACAAUCAACACACAUCAAGACGGGCGAGCGGAUCUCAAUCGUUGCAUCGCCAUUCGGUUUCAUCUCACCGACGAUCUUUCUCAACUCGGUGUCGAGUGGAAUCAUCUGCAACAAGAUAGCGGCGCGACCCUAUUCACAUCCGAGCCUGUUUCUCACCGACGCCAGAUGUUUGCCAGGCAGUGAGGGUGCGGCAGUGUUCAACUCGCGUGGCGAAGUCAUCGCCAUCGUAACACCACCCAUCAGAGCAAAAGAUGAAAAGACACCUUUCAACUUGGCAAGUCUGCUCCCCACACACACAUUCCUCGAGUAUCUUCUCAAGACUGACCUGGUUGCAAAACCUUUGAUUUCCAACAGCGUGCUGUCGCUCUCACCGCUGCAAACCAGUCUUUCGCUUCUCGACCGACAAAAACAUAAUAUCGUACUGGUGAAAUUCAAGGAUACAUGGGGAUCCGGUGUUUUGAUAUCUUCGAACGGCUACAUCCUGACGAAUGCACAUAUAUUGGCACCGUCGAUAUCGGCAUUGCAUAAAGCAUCGAACGACUCAAACAACGCAGUUGGCUAUCCCGCUCACAUGUUUAAAGACUACCGCGUUGAGAUACGUGUCGACUAUGCUGCGUUGAUUGGCAAAGAGACAAUUGGCGGACACAUGUGGUACAAUGGGCGCAUCGAAUACAUCUCACAUACUCACCUCGAUAUUGCACUGCUAAAGAUUGUUUGUGAUGAUUCGCUUGUAUUCCAUCAUGUUGAAUGCAACACACUGCUGAACGUCCAACACGGAACCGAGGUGGCUGUCCUCGGAUAUCCGCUGUUACCACCCUCACAGGAACCGCCAGUCUCUGUCACACAUGGAAUCAUAUCGAAUGUUGUUUGUGUCGACGGCAUGGCCGUGAGCUACCAGACAACGGCACCGGUACACUCUGGCAAUUCCGGAGGUGGCUUGUUUGAUGAACGCGGCAACUUCUUGGGCAUAGUAACUUGCAAUGCCAAACAGCGAAAUGGAUCGAUCAUCACCGAUCUCAACUUUUCAAUACCGGCAACCUCGCUGGUCCACUUUUUCAACUAUGCAAACGGUCAAGAUAUCCAAGGCCUGGAGAUCAUGAUACGUUCAAAGACAAACAAAUUCCUGAGAGCUCUCUGGAAACUACAAAUCACUUCAUCACCUCAUUCCUCAUCGCAAAACAACAUCAACCAAAAGCAUCUACAACCACUUCAAAAACAACCACCUCAAACAACCGGUAAUGGAAGAAAAUAUGCAGAAUUCCUUGAAAAAAUUACAAAUACUCCACAAACCUCAGCAGCAAACUGUAAUACUGAAAAUAUAAAUUCACUAAUGGCGAAACUAUAA
Heterostelium album PN500 is the source of this 1989-nucleotide messenger RNA. RefSeq names its product S1 family peptidase. Gene Ontology annotation, molecular function: serine-type endopeptidase activity. The record is from RefSeq and is a predicted model, not a curated record. NCBI's taxonomy places the organism in Eukaryota, Evosea, Eumycetozoa, Acytosteliales, Acytosteliaceae. The coding region runs from base 1 to 1989 and encodes 662 amino acids. Gene Ontology annotation, biological process: protein processing; regulation of fatty acid beta-oxidation. The transcript is spliced from 2 exons. Gene Ontology annotation, cellular component: peroxisome.